AUGACUCAAAUUUCAGAUGGAAAAUCUACGCUUGAAAGAGAAAUUGAAGCCCUUAAAAAUGAUAAGCUUGCCAAAAAAGAUGACACUCCUGUUGAUCCCUCUAAACUUGAAAAGCUAGCAAAGUUGUCAUCCCAGUUAACGUCUCUUGAGACUCUACAGAAGCUUGAAAAGUAUUCUAAGGAGCUUGAAAAUGACAAAAAUUCUAAAAACCCCAAAGAUAUUCUAGAUAAAUUAGUUGAAGGUUUACAGAGCUUCCUCGGUUUCAACUCUGAGUCCAAAGGCUACUCGGGCACCGGCAUCGUGUACUCCGACCUUGACAGGCUGUGCGACGGGGUGAUGGCUUUCCUUCAUGGUGUUCUUGAGAGUAUUAAGGAGGAUGAAAGUGUGAAGAAAUAUGAUGUUCAAGAUGCUUCAAGUAAUAUUACUUCAGUUAUUAACACUCUUAACACUUCUGUAGGUAAAGGCCGUGAGGCCUUCGGGGACGCCGUGACUGAGGUAAGUGAGUGGUUGAAAAAACAUGGUGAGCAGGUGGACAAGGCAACGGGAGAAGUGAAGACUAAAUUAGGUGACGGAAAUGAGUAUUACAAGGAAGUGGAGAAUGAAGCCACCAAGCCACUUGCCAGCCAACUGGCGGCGUGGACGGGGACACUUAGUAAAAUUUCUAGCGCACUUAAUGACGAUAUACAAACAAAAGCUAAUGACUUAGAUAGUGCACUUAAAGGUAGAAUAGACGUAGAAAUGAAGCCGGUAACUAAGGUUGUCGAGCACCUGCAGAGUGUGGCGGUUGAUAAGGGGUUUAAGGACCAAGUGAGCAAGGUGGACGAGGAGUUGCGUGAAACGUUUUCUAAGGUAAUAGAGAGAAUCUUAAAUCUGAAGCACGAGAAGUACACGCAUUUUAAAGGUAUGAGGAAGACAUUGGAAGUAGCGGAACAAGAAUUACUUGGUGAAGAGGGUAUCAAUUUCAAUAAUAAAUACAAACAGCAUAUUAUGCUGAAGUUUAAGGGCAUACAACAUCAGAUGAAUGAUCUGUAUCAUCAUCUAAUGGGCAAAAAAAUGGAACUUUCGGGAUUGGUCAGCAGUGCUCAGGCAGCGUUUGGUACGAUUAAGGUGAAGGUUGGAAAGGCUGGCGGGCGAGACGGAGAGAAUAUAAAAAGCGUAGCGUUCAAUUGGGAUAAGCUGAAAGUGGAGGUUCAGACAUUUGUUAAUGGCAAAAUUGUCGGUACUGACGAUGGGAGCCAAGGCUUGAAGCAGAUUAAGGAGGGCAUACUGAAGUACGCCAAGGGGUUUGGGAAGGGAGGGACUUUUGAGACCACAGUUUUGAAAGAUUGGAUCCAAGGAAUUAUGGAAAAGGAACCGACGAGAAGGUAUAUAACUUCAAUGUCCAGCGCCAACUCGGAGGAUAUUACAAAGGUGCACGAAGGCAUCAUUGGUCAGAUUAAAGACAUCGUUUCUAAAGUUAGUGGUAAAAGACCGGAUGGCAAUGGAAGCGUGGAUGGUAAUUUGGGAUACAUUAGAAAAUUUCUUGAGAGCGUUGCUGAUGAACUUGAGAAAAAAUUGACAUCGGCUGAAGUUUCUAAGAUAAUUACGACUAUCGAUCCCACGCUGGCACAUCCGUCGUCUUCCUACAAAAAGGACCAUCUAAGCAAGGUUCUUCAAAUCAUUCUCCGACGGGUAUCCGAUAUGGCGAAGCAUGUCGCUGCAGAAAUUAAGAGAUUCACCGAAGAAUCCAAGAUUGAACAUCUCGCAAAUAUCAUGACCCAAGCCACAUCACUUCCCGAUAUGCUUAAUGGCCAGGGAGAUUCCAAUCGUGGCGAUAAAAUCACCAAGGCGUUGGGUGUCGUUAGUCGGCAAAUUACGGCGCUGGACACAUUGUUGGAAGGGGUGGGGAGUAAAAUUCCCGACGCCGUUGGAACGAUUCAAGAAAUCAUCGAUGAGGUUGCAAAACUCCAAAACGGGAAGGCUGAUAACGACGUAAGCGUUGAGAAAAUGAAAAAUGACGUAGAAGCAAAAAUGGACAACUUGAAAGCGGAAAUGCAAGAAAAGUUCAAGGCCAUCAAUCAGGACGUUAGAAUCGCACAUGAUACUCUGAAACAAGCAAUAGACAGUCUCCACGACGCUGUGAAAACAGCGCAAAAUACAGUAACUACGGAAGUCAGAAAACUAUUCUGCAGGCAACACCUGGCGGACUUAGAGGCUCUUCACAAAUUAGCCAACGAACAAAAAGCAAUAAUCCAAAACAUUAUCACCCUGGACAGCAUGACCGGCGUAAAGGGAUUAAUGAAUCUCAUGGAGACGCAGCAUCAGAAGAUUUAUCAGAUUCCUGUUAUACGUGAAUUUAAAGACGUAACAGAAAAUGUAAGAGAUUACUUGAAUAAAAUCCUUCUCUACACCUCCUCCCAGUCCCACUCCCCCCAAGUCGACCGCCUCAAAUCCCAACUGGACACUUUACUCACUAACCUAAAAUUAGAAAGCUCCACAAAAAUCUCCCACUUCGACCACACGUUCACUUCUGACCUAGCCGCACUUAACGAUGCGCUUGCCGCAUUAACCCCCAAGCAGUUCAACGGCCACCAGCACCCUGAGCUGCUCGACGCGCUAGCCGCGGGAGCGAAGCGACUGGCGGAGGAACUGGGCAAACAGUACGUGAACAGGUACAGCGGACUGAAGUGGAGUGAGCAGGCAGACACCGAUAAGGACAAGUGCGCUAAGGUGUUGCUCACGUUGCUGUACACCGUAAGCAACUCGUUGAGUACACUAAAACACGAUUGUCGCACUUUGAAAGGAGAGCAAAUUAACCAGUCUAGUAACGUAGGGAAAUUAUUAGCCGGUCACGGCUAUAUUGUAUCCGAGUACGGAAAGCAGGACGGACAGCUACGGAAUAAGAAAGAGUGCAACGGUCAGCAUAUUAUUGAUUUACUUAUCAGGAACGUCGACGGUGCGAACGAAAAUGAACAUCUUAAAACGUGUAAAGACGAUGCGAAGAAUAAAUCAGAAGAAAAACACAAAGUAGUUGCACCGAAAACACAUUUUAAUGUCAUGGACCUACUUGCCUGUCUUACCACUCACCGUAAUGAAUACUUCCAAACUUGUCAUCUCUCCACUUCCUUCGCCAAAAAACAUCCAUGUUCAGUCAAUGAGAUGUUAUGUUGGCUCUCCGGUCUUCCUCACAACCAUAUAUACCCGAAACUUAAAAGUCACAUUACGUCUUUGUUUGAGGUACCAGAUAGGAGUGACCCGAAUGUUAAAACGGUGCAGCCCGUAAAUGCCCAUCCUUUCAGCUUUACAUAUAGACAUGUACAUGAUGCACUUAAGAACAUGGCAGCCCAGUCUCAGAAUAUGCUCCGCAUCAUACGCGGCACUGGUAAUGCCCAGAUCACUUAUGGUUGUGAUUUUACUAACAACUCCCUCAGUCUGUCGUAUCCAUCAAAUCCUGGCGCGUGCUUUGAUACGCUUUAUGACAUUCUCCGUAGAUUGUUCCCAGUGUUUAAAUUCUUACAUAUACAAUGUACGUACGCCGGGAAAGAUUACGGUUGGCGUGACUGCCUCUACGGCAAUGGCGUCGACCCGUCGAGUUGGCAAUGUAGGGACCACGCAAACACAAAACCAAAUGGCCAGGCAACAUCCCAGGCAAAUUGCAAACCAAAAGAUGAACCAAAUGGUCAACCAACGUGCCAACCUAAGUCUCCACUAAUGAGUUACCUUAACGACUGUCUUCCCGGUCAUUUACCACACCAACUACAGUCAGUGGGUUGCACUUUCAAGUGUACCACAUGUUCUCCCAAUGCCAAGGGAAUGCCCUGUCUGACGCCUCUCGGCUUCAGAUACUUUUCGGGCAGUAUGCGUACAGGUAGAGAACUAUGCCUGUUGCUUGACGAUAUAUGCGGAAACUAUGGCGUUCUCACCGGACUUUUAUCAAUGUUAACGUGCGUUACUGUUCGUCCGCCGCAGUUGUUCCCUGAUAUAUUUGCCUUUUAUUCCAUGCUCAUAAGUAAGUGGGAUAAUGCGCCUAACGCACAGAGCAAAGUUGAUAACAAAACUAUAAAAGGCGCCAUAUCCGACUCUAUUGACGGUACCAUUGCGUGUAGCACCGAUGAUGCCAAUAAACUACUUGACCCUUGCGGUCUGUUGUAUCAAUCCAACUCCCAUGCCGACCACAAUCUCAAUAACCCUGAUCUGAAAUACCUUGUUGGUUGCGGAAAGCAAGAUUGUGGUACCUUCAUGCAGCCUCUUAGCCAUUCUGCGUACUCCAUUUUUGCACCGAGACAUGCCAGCAAAUAUUUCUCAUGCCUCCUCUACAGUGGUUGGUCACUUGUAAAAUUCCUUGAGCAGUUGAAGGACGCGUUCUGCAGCAUUUCAUGUGCCGAUGCUGGUUGCCUACCUUGUGUGAACACUAAUCAAUGCCAACAGGGCAAGCAUGGUUCCGCAGAAUGUGGAUGUAUGUCCAUGGUAAACUGCAAAGGAGUCUCGUCGGUGUUUUAUCAAUAUGGGCUCACGUAUGCAAAUGCCCCCGCCGGCACCAGAAAGAAAUGUAAAUAUUUCUGCGACACAAUAGAUCGCAUAUUGAGUUCCAAGCUGCUAGGUAAUUUCCUGUCGGCAAUCGACGAACUCAUCUUCACCGUCAGAGAGAAUUUUAUUUGGACAUUAGUAGCCCUCUGGUCGCUGUCGCUCCUGUACCUGCUGCACAUCGCCGUCGUCCGCCUCGACGUGCUGAGGAUACGCUCCCACCUGCGCUCACCCGCAAGCCACCGCAUCGCCGCACAGUCGCUCCUCGCCGCCGCACGCGUCAAGGCACUCGCCAACGUCAAGUACUUCUCACCGUAA
Molecule: messenger RNA, 4821 nt
Organism: Babesia ovata
Lineage: Eukaryota; Apicomplexa; Aconoidasida; Piroplasmida; Babesiidae
Exons: 2
Coding region: 1-4821 (1606 amino acids)
Source: RefSeq, a predicted model, not a curated record